Messenger RNA from Oncorhynchus mykiss (rainbow trout), 4819 nucleotides. Its product is annotated as ubiquitin carboxyl-terminal hydrolase 44. Gene Ontology annotation, molecular function: zinc ion binding; cysteine-type deubiquitinase activity. Gene Ontology annotation, biological process: protein deubiquitination. The record is from RefSeq and is a predicted model, not a curated record. Lineage: Eukaryota; Metazoa; Chordata; Actinopteri; Salmoniformes; Salmonidae.
UCAGGAGUUCUGGAGUUUAAUGUUAGACACCCAGUCUGAUACCAUCUCUAUAGUGUGUGCCUUCAUCCCCCAAUGCCCUCAUUAACCAGCAUGGAGCCCUACACCUGCAUCCCCCCAACACACAUACACACACCUAAUACUCUCACAUGCAAUGUUUGCUACGUAUUCUCAGGUAAAAUGAAAAAACACCUGCACAACUUGAACAUUGAUUGAUACAUCACUGCCAUCUUGUGGCAUUGAUACGUUUUGAAUGUAAUUGUUUUUCCAGAAGCGGUGACAGAAAAAAACGUGUUUUGGGGUUGCUUUAUUAGUAGCCUGGUGUAGAAAAGGGUAAAUAGGCCAUUUGCAGUGCAGUGUCAAACAGUAUGUAUGUCAUACUCAACAGCAGAAUGUGCUUAAUAGAAUGUGAAGGGCCACUUCGAUUUUAUUUCAAAUAUUUCCUCUGAUUGUGUUGUGUAGGCCUGGCUUCAUGAAUUUGACAUGACAAUAUCCUGAGAUUAUGUCACAAAAUUGUGCCAUCUGUGCUGAGUAGGUUAGAGGUUGCCCCUAACCACUGAUACAAAGUCAGAUGUUUUCUAAUCACCUCAAUGAUAACGUUUAGAGUUUGGGUAGAAUAAUCUGAUCCUAGAUCUGAUGUUAGGAGAGCCUCUACCUUGAGCCAGGCAACGACACUUGACGCUACCCUACCGAGGACAUGCUCGAGCCAACACCACGCGACAAGAGUAGAUACAAGAUGGCGACCGUUUUAGUACCAGAGGAAUAAGUGCCGUGAAGGAUAGAUAAAGCCAUGCCGUGGGACCGCCCAGUUUCUGAGCUCGCCAUGGUGAUCUGAAGCCCCAGUGUGGACGUGUCACAUCCACACUCGCCUACCCACAGACACACACACGGACUGAGCCCCCCAGCAAGUGUGUGCGAUGGACAGGUGUAAGCACGUGGGGCGGCUCAGGCUGGCCCCAGACCACUCCAUCCUCAACCCCCAGAAGUGGCACUGCGUGGACUGCAACACCACAGAGUCGGUGUGGGCCUGCCUGGGCUGUGCCCAUGUUGCGUGCGGCCGCUACAUCGAGGAGCAUGCCCUGCAGCACUUCCUGCAGCAUCACCACCCGUUGGCCAUAGAGGUCAACGAGCUCUAUGUCUUCUGCUACCUAUGUGACGACUACGUGCUCAACGACAACGCGACGGGAGACCUCAAGCUGCUGCGCUCCACGCUCAGCGCCAUCCAGAGCCAGCGCUACGAGGUCACCACCCGCUCAGGACGCAUCUUGAGAUCGGCUAGCGCUCCGCCCGACGCCCCCCAGCCCUGCGGCUCCAGCGAACUGCAGCUGAGGGACGAGGACCGCAUGUUCACGGCGCUCUGGCACCGCCGCCGGGCACUGAUGGGUCGAGUGUUCCACACCUGGUUCAGCCUGACGGAAGGGGGGAAGAGGAGGGAGGAGGAGGAGAGGCAGAGAGAGGAGGAGGAGAGGAGGAGGAAGGAGUUGAGAGAGAGGAGGAAGACGUUGAAGAGGCAGCUACAGGAAGCGUUGGAGAGUGCCCCACCCAGGAAGAGUCACCGCCUGAGGAGAGCCAGCCAGAGAGCUGCUGCUGCCGCUGCUGUCACCCCCUGCUCCACACGAACACGCACCCACAGCACCACUUACACACCCCAGACCCCCCUCGCCCCACAACCAAGAACCCAGAGCCCUGCCACUCACACCCCCAAGAGAAUGGGCCGCCCCUCUAAAACCCCUGCGCCCAAACCCUCUCGCUACUCAACCCCCUCUUCUUCCACCAAAGGCAAACCCAGAGCCGCCUCUGCCCAAGCCCGGACUGCCCCCUCCCUGGCCCCCCGCCGUGCCCCCCCCAAACAGGGCGACUCGCCCCUCAAACGGCGGCCCACUGUCACUCCGGGUGUCACGGGUCUGCGUAACCUAGGCAACACGUGCUACAUGAACUCCAUCCUGCAGGUGCUGAGCCACCUUCACAUCUUCAGGGAGUGUUUCCUCCGGCUGGACCUGACGCAGGCCCUGGAGCUGCUGGCUUCGGCCGUUCACGGCCAGCUGGUGGUUCCCAGCCCCGGGGGCCCUGUGUCGUCCUUCCCGCUGGCUCAGAGGAGAGGCCCCCAGGUGGGUGCUGGGCUAAGCGGGGGUGCCUCCAGGGCCCAGAGCAUGGAGCUGAUUCAGCCCAAGGAGCCCAGCUCCAAGCACAUCUCCCUGUGCCACGAGCUGCACACACUCUUCCAGGUGAUGUGGUCGGGCAAGUGGGCGCUGGUGUCGCCCUUUGCCAUGCUGCACUCAGUGUGGCAGCUGAUCCCAGCCUUCCGGGGCUAUGCCCAGCAGGAUGCCCAGGAGUUCCUGUGUGAGCUGCUUGACAAGGUGCAGCACGAGCUGGAGAGCACAGGGACUCACACGCCGCCCGCUGGUGUGUCAACCGGACAGAGACAUCUCAUCAAGCAGGUGCUCAGCAUAGUCAACACCAUCUUCCACGGUCAGCUCCUCAGCCAGGUGACGUGUCUAGCAUGUGACCACCGCUCCAACACGGUGGAACCCUUCUGGGACCUAUCGCUGGAGUUCCCCGAGCGUUACCACAGCAACAGCCGAGAGAGCGCAGCGCAGGUCUCGUGCCAGCUGACGGAGAUGCUGGCCAAGUUCACGGAGACCGAAGCCCUGGAGGGCAACAUCUACGCCUGCGACCAGUGCAACAGUAAGCGGCGGAGGUUCUCCUCCAAGCCUGUCAUCCUGACUGAAGCUCAGAAACAGCUGAUGGUUCACAAACUGCCUCAGGUCCUGCGCCUGCACCUCAAACGCUUUAGGUGGUCUGGAAGAAACCACAGGGAGAAGAUCGGGGUCCACGUCAGCUUUGACCAGCUCCUCAACAUGGAGCCAUACUGCUGCAGAGACCCCUCCCCCAAGGGCUCGCCAUACUCCAGUCCGGCCCCCGCCGGCUCCCCGACCCCCAAACACUUCCUGUACGAACUGUCCGCUGUGGUGAUGCAUCAUGGGAAGGGCUUUGGUUCUGGCCACUACACUGCCUACUGCUACAACAAAGAAGGAAGGUUCUGGGUCCACUGUAAUGACUCUAAGCUGAAUGUGUGUUCUGUAGAGGAGGUGUGUGGUGCCCAGGCCUACAUACUCUUCUACACGCAGCGCUUCACUCAGGACAAAGACAGGCCGCUAUAGGACCAGGACCCACUGAGCCCGCCCCAAACCCUCCUCCUUUGUACCUCAGCAGUCCAGUGAUGUGACAUCAUCAGCAUUACCACCACCACCAAAACAUCUCAACCCCCCCCCCCCUCUCUCUUCCUUUGUGUUCAUUUUAUCUCCUCUGGGGGGGAGGAAUGAUAAUUUUAUCAUUUAUUUUUCUAAAAGACACAAAGGACAGUCUUUUAAAAUUUUAUUUUUGUCUUUGUGAAUCUCUUGUACAUGUUGUUUAUAUGGGUUUUUAAAGAAAAGGAAAACAUGUUUGAUAGUGUACAGGUUUAUUUUAUCAAGAGUAUCAGCCAAGUUGUGCGUUGUAUUAUAGACACGCCUUUACAGGAGUAGAGACAGACUUUGGCCAGGUGUGACUGUGUAAUCUGUAGUUCAGAUUUAUUCAGGUGUCAACCUUCUGCUCUUCUGUGCUCUGUAUGUUUUUCUUUUUCUCAAACGAUUUGAAUCAACUACGUUUCUCACAGCCACUUUAGGCAGUUGACUAAGGGAUGUCACAGUCAGUCAAAUUCUCAACUGGAAUGUAGACUGAAACAGAUAAUUCCCUCCAUAAGUAGUCUUUAGAGUUUAAUCCCUUUAGUUUCGCCAGGGGAAGCGAGAUACCUCCCUCGCUCUUUUUUUCUGAUUCAUAUAGUCAAUGAACUAAGCAGACCAGACCCAGCUGCUAAUGCAUUGGUGCCUAUGGGAGAGCCACCACUUCAGUGGACCGGAACGGUGAUAUUUAAAAAAAGAAAAGAUAAACAGCCUGAGUGGGACAUCUUAAUUUAUCCACCAUCUUUGGUAUCGCUCUCUGUAGUAAGUCCGGUCGGUCAGGAAAUGGUUCAUAAUUGACUACUGACCUCACGCCAAAGCAUCUCAGCUUCCCCAAAAACAAUUACAGAACAUUUGCAAGAUAUAUUCUUUGAUUGGUUUUGGAAAAUCUAUUUUAUAACCAGUUUCCAGCUGAAUGCUGCCCUCUGUCUUCAGUGGUGCUGGUGUUUUUAGGCCUGUUGCCGCCUAACUUUUGGUUGGUAUCCCGACAGCAGUCAUAAUUGUCAUAGAAAAGUGCCCUUCGUUAUCAGAACAUAUCUAUUUUUGUAGUUCCUUUGCCAGAAGUGCAUUUGGUAUCAGUUCUUUGUAGCAGUCCUACCCAGGCCAGCAUUUAGAAUAUUGAUUGUAUUUUUGUAUACUCUGAUAUCGAGGAUGUUUCACAAAAGUUAUGUUUAAAAACAGGGCCACUGACUGUUAGAGCUUUUGUAAUUGAUUCCUUCCCCCUCUAGUUGUUUGGAAUCACCAGCAGGUCUGACCUGUGUGUGUAUACCAGCAUGUGUUCACACAAUAUAGUUGGCUCUGUAUAAUGUAAGUAUAAAAUAGCCAGACUGGUGCAAGUAGAUCCUUGCUGUGUGUUUGAAACUGUGUGUGUGAGAGAUAUCUCUAUGCUGGUACUAGCUUAACUGCUCUCAACCUAAAUGCUGUUCAUCUCUAGAUUCACCUUUUGGGGAGAAUUCAAAGCACAUUUCCACCCGAUGUAUGUUGGCAUUGUGCUCAUACUGCCUCGGGUGUGUACACAUUUAUGAAAGUGAUACUAUGCAAAUUCUUACCUCAAUUUUUAGAGAAUUACCUCAUGAGAAUAUAUUUUCAUUUUUCUAAGAAAA